CACUGGCAGUGCGCGGAGCUUUUCUCGGGCGGAGCUUUUCCGGAGGAUUCAGCACCGGCCGCCACUGUCACCGCAAAUGCUGAAUAUGGCUUGUCGGCCUCCAAUGUUAACUAGAUAAAUGACAAGACCAGCAUUAUUUGUUGUGGGAGAAGGCAUGAGUUUCAUUUCCGUUCAUUCAUACCAACCGUCAUCCUCCAGGGUGCUGUCCUCGAGGUUACCACGAUAUAAUAUACCCAUUUAACUUGCUAAGCCUCCUAUUACACCGGCACGAUGGCAGGGGUCGAAUCCAAGGACAUCACCAGCACACUAGAAAAGUCCGAUCCUGAAUGGUCAAAAGCGACGCCACCAAUCCAACAAAGCCCUUGUGACGAGGCUGCCGAACGGCCAGUUCCCAUAGCAGCUGGUGGCCAAGAGGCGAUCCCAGAUGGCGGCUGGGAGGGCUGGAGACAAGUUGCGGCGGCGCAUGUCGUGGUCGCUUUCUCUUGGGGACUGAUCAACUCGUUUGGGUUUUUCCAGACCUACUAUACCCAGCUGCUGGGUGUCAGUUCGUCGUCGGUGGCAUGGAUCGGGUCCAUCCAGAUCUUCCUGAUCUUCUUCGUUGGGGUGUUUUCCGGGUCGGCCUUUGACGCCGGCCACAGCCUGCACUUGAUCGUGGGUUCGGGCUGCCUCCUCAACAUCCUGGGGAUAUUCAUGACCAGCAUCUCCAAGACCUACUGGCAGUUCAUGCUCUCACAUGGCAUCUGCUGCGGCUUGUCGAACGGCCUCAUGUUUACUCCCUCCAUGGCGGUCGUGCGGACGUAUUUCCACAAGCGCAAAAGCCUGGCAAUGGCCCUGGUACUCUGUGGGUCAGGAACGGGUGGCAUGGUCAUCCCCGCGGUGCUAGAGACGAAUACCCAACGCAUCGGAUUUGGCUGGGCGGUGAGGAUCGUGGGAUUGUUGUCCGCAGUUCUUCUGCCAAUCUCUUGUUUUGUCUUGAGACGCCGAUCCCAAGUUGAGCUGGCGACCACAUUUUUGUCCGUCAAGGUGCUAAAAGAGUUGGACUACAUGUUAUUCAAUGUCGCAAUGUUCAUGAACCUGAUGGGGCUAUACUUCGCAUACUUCUUUGUCCCAGAUCUCGCUCAAAGUAGAGUGGGAUUUUCGUUCGACCGCGCCAUUGACUUGUUAAUUCUCAUCAACGGCUUAGGAAUCCCCGGACGCGUGGGACCAAUGUGGCUUGCGGACAAGAUUUCCAGACCUGUUGAUGUGCUGAUCCCGGUCAAUUUGGUAUGUGCCAUUUUGACCUUUGCUUCCAUAGCAAUCAAGGACAGCGCUGGCGUCUGGGCAUUUGUGGUUAUGUAUGGCCUGUUCGGUGCUGCACUCAUUGGCCUCUUUCCUGCCGGUCUGGCCCAUUUCUCCGGGGAUCUCUCAACAGCCGGCUCUAGAAUAGGAUGGGGCUUUACAAUCGAAAGCUUCGCCAUCCUCAUCGGCCCUCCCAUCACGGGCGCACUGUUGCGAGGUGGUUCGUCUGAUUAUUGGCGCGCACAAACAUUUGCCGGUUCCUGCUUUUCCCUGGGAUUUUUCGUGCUGGUGACCACGAGACUGCUUCAAUCGCAUUCAGCGGGGAAGUUGUCUGAAAAAUAGGACGUGGAAGCAGACAUGAGCAUCAUGCACUCAACGUGCAGGCUAGAAAUGCGAGCUUGUCAUAGGAUGGGAGAAGGAACAUGUCUUCAACAAUAGCUCCUCAAUUCCCGGAGGACAAACUGGCCUUCCUUGUACCAAUUCGAAUCGCGGUGAUGGUUGCAGUCGUCCACGGCCACAGCAGGCAGAAAGAUAAUACUCCUGCUUGGUGAAUCGUGUUGACGGUACCUCAGCAGCAGGAGAAACCCGAUACUUUCGGCAAGCGAAAGGCAGUGAUGAUGAGGGCGAUGAUGUCCUUCGAGUGGAAUGCCACACAGACAACGAAAGUAUUAUUCAUGUUUCAGUGGAAGUCCCUGCCCACCGCCGGAAUUGUUUCAAUACUGGACCGUGUCUGGGUCCUCCAUAGUCUGAUACAGAGCAUCUACAGCCGAUUUGACCUGUUCGACUGAUUUGAAGCAAGGGAAUUGCUUCUUCAUUUCCUUCUGCGCAGAGCAUCCGUCCAAUACGUGGUCCUUCGAAGCUCUGCCAGAAACACAUAUACUUGUCAGACUGCAGAGUUCAUGGCCAAGCCUAUGUCGGCGAAACUGUCUUGUUUCGAAGCCAUCACAGAGUUGUUGGAGAUCUCCUGCUGUUCGUCGGAUACAAACCUGAAUGAUUUCGGUACAUUCCGAGUCGGUCAAUAACAUUGAUUGCGGUGGUGAAGUCGUAGAGUCUUCAUGCACAAGAGUACAUCUGGGCAAGUGGACAGGUGUCGAGUCACUUGUUGUCGGUCUGACGAGAUGCCAUGCCGUGGAACACGAAAAGGCGAUCGAGGAAAGAAGAUGGCCGAUCAGCAGUACGUUUUGGCAGGCUCUCGAGGGUAGGCUUUCCAGAUUGUAACAAUAUUCACAAGAAAGUAGCGCCCCGGCGAUUUGAAGAGC
Messenger RNA from Exophiala dermatitidis NIH/UT8656, 2537 nucleotides. Its product is annotated as MFS transporter, MCP family, solute carrier family 16 (monocarboxylic acid transporters), member 10. Gene Ontology annotation, molecular function: transmembrane transporter activity. The coding region runs from base 271 to 1620 and encodes 449 amino acids. NCBI's taxonomy places the organism in Eukaryota, Fungi, Ascomycota, Eurotiomycetes, Chaetothyriales, Herpotrichiellaceae. The transcript has 3 exons. The record is from RefSeq and is a predicted model, not a curated record. Gene Ontology annotation, biological process: transmembrane transport. Gene Ontology annotation, cellular component: fungal-type vacuole membrane.